Mugil cephalus (flathead mullet) is the source of this 2076-nucleotide messenger RNA. RefSeq names its product 4F2 cell-surface antigen heavy chain-like. The transcript has 8 exons. Gene Ontology annotation, biological process: carbohydrate metabolic process; amino acid transport. NCBI's taxonomy places the organism in Eukaryota, Metazoa, Chordata, Actinopteri, Mugiliformes, Mugilidae. The record is from RefSeq and is a predicted model, not a curated record. The coding region runs from base 312 to 1991 and encodes 559 amino acids.
AUGAAGAAAAACACUAAUAUUUAACAUUUGAAAAGCCAGAAAUGUACAGACAUGUGUAGGAUAGAUACGUGUGUCUUUAUGCCACUUUAGAUGUGAAUUAUAAUAUUUUUUACGUGGGUGACGUUAUUUCCCGUGUGUGGGUGAACGCAGCAUUAGCGCAGCGCAGUCUGUCGGAAAAACGAACCCGCAGACAGAAGCUCAUCGCCCGCUACACGUGAACACGAAGCCCCGCUGGUUUCGCUCCGCCCGCUUUACAUCCACACAAAGCACCGCUGAUUUCCCGGUGAUUAAAAAAACGCGCCUGAGCCGCCAUGAACACGGAGGAGACCAACGUGGAGAUGAAGGAUGCUCCGGGCAGAGAUGCUGAGCCCAAGGAGGAGCCCAAGGAGGAGGCGGCCGCGGAUGCUGACGCCACGGAGGCCGAUGUGAGCGAGGCGGACCUGGACCAGGAGGAGCAGGAGAAGCAGCCGAUGACCGGAGGGGGCGACCGGGCUGCGGAUGCCCCGUCAGCCAGCGAGGAGGAGGUGACGGUGACCGUGUCCGCGGCGGAGAAGAACGGCUCCGUGAAGCUGAAAAUCCCCGAUGAGGAUGGAGCGCAGGAGGUGAAAUUCACCGGGCUGAACAAGGAGGAGCUGCUGAGGGUGGCGGGAACCCCGGGCUGGGUGCGGACCCGCUGGGCCCUGCUGGUGGUGUUCUGGCUCGGCUGGUGCGGGAUGCUGGGGGGCGCUGUCCUCAUCAUCAUCCGGGCCCCCCGAUGCAGAGACCUGCCCCCCACCAACUGGUGGAACGACGGCCCCCUGUACCAGGUCGGAGACGUCCCGGCGUUCAGCGGGGACCUGAAGGGUCUGGAGCAGAAGCUGGACAGUGUUUCUCAGCUGAAAGUCAAAGGUUUGGUGGUCGGUCCGAUCCACGUCGCUCCGCCCAACGAGGCCAUGAACCUGAAGUUUGAGGAGAUUUCCUCCGAGGUCGGAAACCUGGAGCAGUUCAAAAGUUUCGUCAAGGCCGCUCACAAGAAGGGUAUUUCUGUGGUUCUGGACCUGACUCCAAACUAUCGGGGAUAUGAACCCUGGUUCUCCAACGGCAGCGUCACCAACGUCGCAGAGAGACUGAAGUCUGCUCUGGUGUUCUGGCUGAGUGAAGGCGUGGACGGCGUCCAGCUGUCCGGGGUGGAGCGGGUGGCGAGCGUGGUCCCGUCCCUCUGGGCCGACAUCCAGGCCAUCGUCCAGAACGGAACCAACGAGCGGCCCAGCAGCAGGGUCCUGAUCGGCGUCACAGAUCGCUCCUCGGCUGAAGACGUGUCCUCCCUCCUCUCCACCACCGGUGUCAACCUCCUCGUCUCCAACGUCCUGCUCCCUCGCAACAAAGACGCCACUGAGCGCGCUCAGUCCAUCCAGCGCUUGUAUUCGUCCCACGGUCCGUUGAAGCUGGCCUGGAGCAUAGGGGGGCGGGCCCAGGGCCACCUCGCCUCGCUGGUGGGCCGGGCUCGGGUCAACCUGAACCAGCUGCUGCUGAUGACGCUACCGGGGACGCCCGUCUUCAACUACGGAGACGAGAUCGGCCUGGUGGACGAGGGCAAGUUUCCCAAGAUGCUUUGGGACUCGGAUGAGGAACUGAAUGGAACUCUCCAGGAGGAUCGAGCCGAGCGUCUGUCCUGCCGUCGUUUUUUCCAAACUCUGAGCGAGCUCCGGGUCAAAGAUCGCUCCCUGCGGUUCGGAGACUUCCACCUCCUCUCUAACUCCUCCUCCUUCCUGGCGUACCUGAGGGUCUGGGAUCAGAAUGACCGUUACCUGGCUGCCUUCAACUGGGCGGAGGAGGAGGAGGAGGAGGUGGUUCUGACGCCUCCUCCGAGUGACGUAGCGCCGCCGCGAUACGUCACCGUCGUCCUCAGCACCAACAGCAGCGUCCUCCCCCGGGACGCCAGCGUGGACCUGACCAAGCUGAAGCUGGGCCCCGGGCAGGCGGCGCUCCUCAAGUUUCCCUACCCCGGCUAGAUGUUAAUAAUAAUAAUAAAUGUCUCACGUGCAUUUAAAUCUGAGAGUCCAGCAUAAAAAUAAAAAAUAAAAAAGACAAAUCAAA